GAUGAAUGCUGGAUCUACAGGGGAUCUGUGCUUUACUGUCAAUUUCACCUCUGAUUUGUUUUUCAAGGAAAUAUGGUGAGCAAAGACGACACCAAAUGUGCUGUUCUCUCAAACUCAGAUGAAUCUGAUUCAGAAACAGGCCAAUCACACACUGCAUACUCUGAACCAGAAUCAGGCAAACAGCAAGUAAAGAAAAAGAACAAAGCCCUACAAGUGCGUUUUAAGGACAUCUGCAAAGCUCAGAACGAGCAUCUGGGAAGACACUCACGAUCCAUUUCCUGCAAAGUAACCCACAGAAAGUACAUGACCAUGCCUGCCAGACGCUCUAUUCCAAAUGUGACCAAGAGCACUGGUGUUCAGACCUCCCCCGACCUCACUAUGCGAUACAAGACAUUCCCAUUUGAGAGAAAAAAAGGACAUACGUUUAAACAUACUGCUUUGGUAGAAGAUUACAAAGGACAAAACAAUGGGUUUUUGAGUGAUAUAAAAGCAGGAGGAGAGGAUGUACAAGCAACUAGGGAGACUUCUAAGUACAAGGGUAAGAUUGUAGGCCUGACAAAAGUCCUGCUUCACCACACUAAUGAUAGCAGCGACAUGGAUGAUUUGCUUUCCAGUGCCAACUGUGUGGAUGGACCCUCAUGUCCAGAGUCUUUACCUUUCAUGGACGAGAGCCAUCCAAGUGGAACUUCUAAAGAUGAACCUGAGUACCAGGUUUGUGGGAAAUAUACCAAACAUAAAGGAUUGUCCAAAGAAGACAAGGAUGGUAGCACUUCUUCAAAACGUCAACUGGUGGAUUCUGAGAUUUCACAAGACAAACCAAAGGGUCCAGUUGUAUGGAACUCACUGACACAUGUGGAGUCUAUAGAGAGCCCCUCUGGAAGCUGUAAACGGAAAAAGGGUACGCAGUUAAAUGAACAGCAAUCACAGACGUUUCCUCAUAGUGCCAAAUGUUCUGUGCAGUCGCAAGGGAAGUGUCGGACAAGGCAUUUGUCUGCUUCAUCAAAACUCCAGCAAUCAGUUGGGGUGGAAGGGAGCUUUCCACAAGGGGGUACAAAGGCCCCAGGCAUGGGGAGCAGCCAGCAAAUAUUGACCUCAUCUGGAGACAAAGAUAUCAAAGCACAGCUGGAGGCAAUGGAGAGUCUCAUCAACUCAAGCCAGGAGACCAUCAAGGUUCUUCUUGGAGUUAUUCAGGAGCUUGAGAAAGGUGAAGCGCAGAGAGAAGGGCUCUCCUAUAGAACAGGACAAGACACAGCAAAUUGUGAUACGUGUCGAAACAGCGCCUGCAUCAUUUACAGUGUUGAGCUAGACUUUAAACAGCAGGAGGAUAAGCUGCAGCCCCUGAUGAAGAGACUUUGCCCCAUGGACAGCAAACAAUGCCCUGCACUGCCUUAUGCCAAUGAAAUCUUCACAUCCACCCCAAAACGCAAGUCAAAGACGGAGUCCAAGAAGCAUGCACGCUGGAAACUCUGGUUCCUAUGA
Nematolebias whitei (Rio pearlfish) is the source of this 1479-nucleotide messenger RNA. It is a transcript of the gene insyn2ab, whose product is annotated as inhibitory synaptic factor 2Ab. The record is from RefSeq and is a predicted model, not a curated record. NCBI's taxonomy places the organism in Eukaryota, Metazoa, Chordata, Actinopteri, Cyprinodontiformes, Rivulidae. Gene Ontology annotation, biological process: inhibitory postsynaptic potential. The transcript has 4 exons. Gene Ontology annotation, cellular component: postsynaptic density. Bases 73 to 1479 code for a protein of 468 amino acids.